Messenger RNA from Sardina pilchardus (European sardine), 3003 nucleotides. It is a transcript of the gene tmem51a, whose product is annotated as transmembrane protein 51a. The record is from RefSeq and is a predicted model, not a curated record. NCBI's taxonomy places the organism in Eukaryota, Metazoa, Chordata, Actinopteri, Clupeiformes, Clupeidae. The transcript is spliced from 4 exons. Bases 275 to 1027 code for a protein of 250 amino acids.
CCUGCACAACACGGGUAAAAGUUACUACACAGGCAUCUACCGAACCCACCUCCGGUGUCUCUGCCAGUGGGCCGUUUAGCACACAAGAACCAUCGAAAAACAACAACUGUGAAAAGUAGCCUACCCAAGACUUGAGUUGGCAUAUCUGUGAGACUUAACCGUUAAGUUAACGUCAACGGGGACAGGAACUAGAGCGCUGGCGCGAAGGCAACAUGAAGCUAAUCACGGAAUCUGACUGAGUUCCAUCUUUCCCUCUCGAACAAGACAGUGGUGGAUGACCAUGAGCCAGUCCACGGAGGGUGAGGGCAGUGGCUCUGCCCAGCCUGCUGCCAACUCUGGGUCCCAGUAUGCGCUGUGUGCGCUGGGCGUAGGCCUGGUGGCGCUGGGCAUCGUGAUGAUCGUGUGGAGCGUGGUGCCCGUGGACGGCUCGUCCAAUAGCAGCCGGCCGGGGCUGGACGCGCAGGGACGCACCUCCUCCGUAGCCUUCGUCCUGGUGGGGGCCGGCGUCACCAUGCUGCUGCUGUCACUCUGUCUGGGCAUCAGGAACAAGCAGCGGCGUACAGGCCAGGAGAACCAGGGACUGCCCUCUGCCUACAACCCACAGGCCUCUAUGGAGGACUCUGCUGAUGUACUGGAGGAGCGCUUCACAGUGCCCAGCUAUGACGAGGUGGUUGGCGGCAGCGCCCCGUUCCCUGAUACGCCCCCUAGUGGCCGCACCAACAGCGCGUCGCAGCUUCCCUCCUACGAGGACGUGCUGGACGGAGGCCAGGUGGUGGUGAACGUCCCGGCCCCUCCCAGCGCUGCCAACGCGGCAUCGAGCGCAGUUCCCUCGGGGGCCAGCGGGGGGCGCUGGAACGGGCGCGCGGCGCGUAAGCUGCUGCCGCUGAAGAUCCGGCGCAUCAAGAGCGAGAAGCUGCGCGUCAAGAGCGCCUCCAGCGCACCCAACUCCCCGCAGCCCGUCGCCAUCUUCAGCAUCGAGCCCCUCACCCCCCCGCCGCAGUACGACGACACGCCCCCCCAGCUCUGAUUGGACACCUACGGACACGCCCCCCAGCUCUGAUCGGACAUGUGCGGACACACCUCCUCAGCUGUGAUGGACACGUACGGACACACCCCCUCAGCCCUGAUAGACAGGCAUGGACACGCCCCCCUCAGGUCUGAUAGACAGGCAUGGAAACAGGGCAGUGCAUUCUGGGACGCCAAUGGAGGUGGAGCUGCCACUCUUCUCAUAGUGGGAGCCCUCUCCUGGCCUGCCAUUGGCUGAUUCUUGAAAAGGCGGGCCCACCGACAGAAGAGGGUGUGGCUAAAUGAGCUGCUGAUGGUCAUUAACCUGGAUAUUCCUCUGGUGUGUUUUAGAGACAGACACACACACACGCGCACGCGCACACACACACGCACGCACGACUGGAUAUUCCUCUGGUGUGAUUUAGAGACAGACACACACACGCACGCACACACACACACACACACACACACACACACGCACACACUCGCAUGCCUGCCUAUGUUUUCCUCUGGUGUCUUUUAGAGACAGACUUAUGAAGACACUCACACACACACACACACACACACACACAAACACACUGUGGUUUGGCCGUCUGUGCUGAAUUCCGAAGACAAAAGGACACUGGCUUCUUUGAGACUUAAAGUCUCUCUGUUUGUGAGAAAGAAGAGCUUGGGACUGAGAUUCAAUAAGACUGUGUGUGUGUGUCUGUGUGUGAGAAAGAAGAGCUUGCGACUGAGAUUGUGUGUGUGUGUGUGUUUGUGUGUGAACUAUAGUGAAGUAUAGAGAGCUCAUGACAUCAUGAGUGGGUUCAGUCACAUCAGUGUGUGUGUGUGUGUGUGUGUGUGUCCCAGAUAGUUGGCGGUUCUGUGUGGUUGUCGAGGUGAUGUGGUUAGAGACUUGUGAUUGGUUGAGCGCACAGUGGGGGUCUUUCAUAAGCCAGCUGCAGUAUUCCCUUAGCUCAGGCCCUCUCUGAGACACACACACACACACACACACACAUACACACGUACGCACACAUAACACACACACAUAAACACACACACACGCGCGCACACAAUUAAAAAUGGUUUGGUCUAUGAGCAUGCAAACCCAUUGUGUGUGUGUGUGUGUGUGUGUGUGUGUGUGUGUGUGUGUGUGUGUGUGUGUGUGUGUGUCAGCCAUUGUCUCUUAACGGUUUCAUUCCCGUCUGCUUGAUGCUUGAUGUGAUAUCCAGGGGGAAAAAAACUGGGAGCGAUCACACACACACACACACACACACACACACACACACACACACACACACACACACACACACAUGCACACACUCACAUACUCCAAGACUGUAUGUGAAUAAGAAUUAUCUGUGAAGACACACACACACACACACACCAGAUCCAGCGGAGACUGAGAGAGUGAGUGUGUGUUUUCUGUGAAGACCCUCACCAUUAUCAGGAGAGAUGGGCUGUGAAUGAACAUUCUCUGUAAAGCCACACACACACACACACACACACACACACACACACACACACACACACACACCGACACACAGCAUAGAUGUGUGAGUUAGGGCCGUCUGUGUAGAAACACACAGCUCACCAUUGUACUCAAGGGGGUGGGUGCACCUGGGCUGUAAUCACUUUAACAAGUUUUACACCACACACACACACACACACACACACACACACACACACACGACCUUGAACUGGACUGAUAAGAGAGCCUUGCCUUAUUUGUUACAGGAAGAAGGAACUCUUAAAAUUCCUUCCCCUGAGCUGGUGUUACAUCAGAACAUUUAUACUCAGCUGUGUGUGUGUGUGUGUGUGUGUGUGGCCUUUUAUGUUUUUAUGUUUCAUGUUUUAUGUUCAUGUUGAUAUGACUUACUUCUGAAGGACUAGAGAUGGCAUGUUUAAAAAAAUAACUGACUAACUGAGAUUUAUGUUUGUUUGUCUUUUUUGUUGUUGUUUUGUUUUGCUCCUGGACCCUUUGAUAAAUAAAAGAUAUAUUUGUAUGCAAAGGAA